Molecule: messenger RNA, 1096 nt
Organism: Beta vulgaris subsp. vulgaris (sugar beet)
Lineage: Eukaryota; Viridiplantae; Streptophyta; Magnoliopsida; Caryophyllales; Amaranthaceae
Exons: 2
Coding region: 360-845 (161 amino acids)
Source: RefSeq, a predicted model, not a curated record
AAAAAUUAAUUUUUUAAAAAAAAAUUACAAUUUGCGUCGCACGUAGCCCUAGGUGCGACGCAAAUCAAUCAUCUGCGUCGCACCAGAGGCAAUGUGCGACGCACAUUAAGCUAUGUGUUGGGCUGGUAAGAUCCACUUGCGUCGUACCGUAUAAAGGUGUGACGCAAAUAGUUGAACCAUUUGCGUCGUUUUCGCAUACGACGCAGAUUUAUUCUGAGUCAUUUGCGUCGAGGGCUUUGGCGUCGCACCAUAGUCCGACGCAAAUAGGCGCCUCACAUCCGACGCAAAUUGCCUUUUCUGUACUAGUGUUCAUAGGAGCUAUAGAUGGGACCCAUAUACGUGCAUCUGUUCCUCUUGAUAUGCAAGAGAGAUUUCGGGGAAGAAAGGAUAAGACAACACAAAAUGUUCUAGCAGCUGUUGAUUUUGAUCUAAAGUUCACAUAUGUCCUUGCUGGUUGGGAGGGUUUCACUCACGAUUCAAGGAUUUUGGGUGAUGCACUUAAAAAGGGGUUUAACGUUCCCGAAGGGAAAUAUUAUCUUGCCGACGCUGGGUAUGAGGAUCGUAAAGGUUUUGUGCCUCCAUUUAGACGUGUUCGUUACCACUUGAAAGAAUAUGCCAACAACCCUCCUGAGAAUGAACGAGAAUUAUUGAAUCUACGACAUUCUUCACUCAGAAUGUGUAUAGAGAGGGCGUUUGGAGUUUUGAAAAAGAGAUUUCGUGUCUUGGAUGCAGAGCCAUUUUGGUCAUAUGAAACCCAAGUAAAUGCGGUUCUGGCUUGUUGUGUAAUACAUAACUACCUUAGAGGGUUGAUCCAAAUGAUAAAAUUACAAGAGAGGCGGACUUAGAGAUUGCAUCACAAGAUACAAGAAGAUCACUUUCUAGGAAGGAAGUGCCUGAAGAAACCAAAGAGUGUAUGAAAAAGCGUGAUGCCAUAGCAUUGGCUAUGUGGAAUGCAUACAAAAAGCGUCGAACUAAUUAAAAUUGUAAUUUUUUAUUUCUUAAUUUGGUGAAGUUGUAUUAGUACUGAUUUUGCUCGUUCUUAUUAUUAUAAAAGGCAACAUGAGUAUUGCUUAAUUUAGUGAAUUUGUGAAUAACA